UAUGAUUGUGAAGUCAGAUGUUCCUAUCUGGUGGAAAUAGAAACUAAGGAAGAAUCUGAUUGGCUGGCCCAGGCUUUUCUUUUUAAAGACACGUGUCCUUCAGAUAUAUACCUUAGUUGCUUUGCUUGGACUGGAGGUAAUGAUAUAAUAGUGGAAGGUAGAUACCAGUGGAGCCACUCGAACACGUCUAUAGACUUCACCAACUGGUUUGGAAUUGAACCUUACAGUCCACACGGGGAAGACUGUAUUCAGCUACUCAUGAAUGGUGAAUGGAAUGAUGGAACAUGUUCUGUCAAGACUCCAUAUAUUUGUGAGAAGUCUGAUGGAAGCUAA
Messenger RNA from Saccostrea cuccullata (small rock oyster), 333 nucleotides. RefSeq names its product collectin-10-like. The transcript is spliced from 2 exons. Gene Ontology annotation, molecular function: signaling receptor activity. The annotation marks the transcript as partial. The record is from RefSeq and is a predicted model, not a curated record. Lineage: Eukaryota; Metazoa; Mollusca; Bivalvia; Ostreida; Ostreidae.